AUGCGAGUCCCUGAAGAUAAGCAUGCAGCUAUUAUCGAAGAAUUAUGUGGGGUAAUUCUCCUGGUCGUCCCUGGAUUUCCCAUUAGUAUGAGGAUAAUGUAUGUGACUCGUCAAGUAGCCCUCGAGGGGUUGGAGAUGGUGAGGGUUGAUAGUUUGGGGGAAGCCAGUGUUGGAGACACACCCUGCGCUAUUUGUAUGGAGGACAUUGAUCACUUUCGAGGGAUUGAUAAAGAUGAGCAGACGAUUAUUCGCUUGCCCUACUUGCACCUUUAUCACGGAGAUUACAUUGUCCCCUGGCCGCACAGGCGUCAGUACAAUUACUUGUAUUACGAAGCAUCUAUAUCACUAAAGAGCAAUAACCUACAUGGGAACAUACCUUCUGAGAUUGGCCAAUCGCAGCUUCUAACAACUUUGUAUCUUAGCAACAACAACAUCUCCGGUAAUAUUCCAGAACAGAUAGCUAACCUCAAGGGCAUGCAGAUUUUGGAUCUCUCCAUGAACCAAUUGUCUGGAAACAUCCCAGCGUCUUUCACAAGUCUUCAUUUCUUAUCAAAAUUCAACGUCUCCUACAAUAAUCUUGAAGGGCCAAUACCAUCAAGUACUCAGCUCCAAAGUUUCGAUGCUUCUGCGUUUGAGGGGAAUCUGAAACUUUGUGGUGACCCACUUCCAAAUAAGUGUAAGAGAACCGAGGGCACUGAUGAACCUGAUAUGAAUAACACAGAUGCAGACAUGAAGGAGCGGCAAUUUCCAUGGUUCUAUGUUUCCGCUGCACUUGGGUUCUUUAUAGGAUUUUGGGGAGUCUUUGGUCCUUUAGUAUUUCUGCAGAAAUGGAGUAUUCCUCGUGGAUUUGGGAAGUGUUCCGAGUUGCAGGUUCUUCGUGCUGGUUACAAUUACCUAUCAGGAUCGCUUCCAGAAGAUAUCUUUAAUUCUACCUCACUUGAAGAGAUCUCACUACCUCUAAAUUCAUUGAAUGGAGCAAUCAGUGAUGGAAUUGCCAACCUCAUCAACCUCACAACUCUUGAUCUCUGCUAUAACCAAUUGAGUGGUGUGCUCCCUCUCCAUCUUGGGAAGCUCUCAAAGUUGAAACAGAUACUCCUUGAUUUCAACUCUCUGGAAGGUUCAUUGCCUCUAUCCUUGAUGAAUUGCACAAAACUUGUUGAACUUCGUAUGGGAGCCAACAACUUGGGAGGUGAUAUCUCCAUGCUCGAUUUUUCAAAACUCAGCCAACUUAGUAAACUUGACUUGCGGAUGAAUAACUUCUUUGGUGUCUUACCUAGAAGCCUCUACUCGUGCAAGUUCUUGAAAGCAAUUCGAGUGAGCUAUAAUAAUCUAGAGGUUCAAAUACAGCCUGAAAUUGCUUCAUUGAAAUCCCUGUCCUUCCUCUCACUGGGAGUAAACAAACGUUUGACGAAUGUCAAAGAGGCAAUGAAGAUACUGAUGGGUUGCAAAAGCCUUGUAGUCCUAUCAUUAGCAUCCAGUUUUGUAGGUGAGGAAUUUCCUACUGAUCUUGGGAAAGCUGAUUUUGAUGGAUUCCAAAAUCUUCGAAUUUUGGAUUUGAGUUCCUGUAACCUUACUGGUCAACUCCCUUUAUGGCUAUCAAAGCUCAGAAAGUUAGAGUCCUUGAGUCUGAGUCAUAAUAGAAUCACAGGCUCAAUCCCAAGUUGGAUAGGGAGUCUUCCUAGGCUCUAUUCUAUAAUCAUGGACUUCAACCUACUUUCAGGUAAAAUUCCAAAGGAACUGUGGAUGCUCCCUAUGUUGGUAUCUGAACAAGCUGCAGCUACUGCAGGUACUGCUCUUGAUCUGCCUUACUUCUACCCCAGUGUUGAUUAUGCAAAACCUAUACAGUACAAUUACUUGUAUUACGAAGCAAUGAUAUCCCUAAAAAGCAAUAACCUAUAUGGGAACAUACCUUCUGAGAUCGGCCAAUCGCAGCUUCUGACAUAUUUGGAUCUUAGCAACAACAACUUGUCCGGUAAUAUUCCAGAACAGAUAGCUAACAUAAAGGGCAUGCGGCAGUUGGAUCUCUCCAUGAACCAAUUGUCUGGAAAUAUCCCCACGUCUUUCACAAGUCUUCAUUUCUUAUCAAAACUCAACGUCUCCUUCAAUAAUCUUGAAGGGCCAAUACCAUCAAGCACUCAGCUCCAAAGUUUCAAUGCUUCUGCGUUUGAGGGGAAUCGGAAUCUUUGUGGUGACCCACUUCCAAAGUGUAAGAGAACUAAGGGCACUGAUGAACCUGAUAUGAACAACACAGAUGCAGACAUGAAGGAGCAUCAAUUUCCAUGGUUUUAUAUUUCUGCUGCACUUGGGUUCAUUAUAGGAUUUUGGGGAGUCUUUGGUCCUCUAGUAUUACUGAAGAAAUGGAGGUAUGCAUAUUACCACUUCCUAGACAAUGGAUAUGAAAGGUUCAUGGUGAUGAUACUAAAGCGUAUGGCCAGAUUGAAGCGCAGGUUUAGUAGAAGUUAG
This is a messenger RNA of Fragaria vesca subsp. vesca, 2463 nucleotides long. Its product is annotated as receptor-like protein 2-like. NCBI's taxonomy places the organism in Eukaryota, Viridiplantae, Streptophyta, Magnoliopsida, Rosales, Rosaceae. The record is from RefSeq and is a predicted model, not a curated record. Gene Ontology annotation, molecular function: protein binding. The transcript has 3 exons. Bases 1 to 2463 code for a protein of 820 amino acids.